Messenger RNA from Penicillium canariense, 1239 nucleotides. Its product is annotated as thiolase family protein. Gene Ontology annotation, cellular component: peroxisome. Gene Ontology annotation, biological process: phenylacetate catabolic process; fatty acid beta-oxidation. Lineage: Eukaryota; Fungi; Ascomycota; Eurotiomycetes; Eurotiales; Aspergillaceae. The record is from RefSeq and is a predicted model, not a curated record. The coding region runs from base 1 to 1239 and encodes 412 amino acids. The transcript is spliced from 3 exons. Gene Ontology annotation, molecular function: acetyl-CoA C-acyltransferase activity.
AUGUUACGCAGGACCGCUGGCGAGGCCCUCAAGAAGGGCCCUAAUGAUGUGGUUGUCCUGUCCGCAGUGCGGAGUCCCAUCGCACGGGCAUUUAAAGGUGGUUUCAAGGAUACCUAUCCCGAAGAGAUUCUGAUGCCUGUCAUGCAAGCUGCCGUGCAUCGAGCUAAUAUCGAGCCGGGCCAGGUGAACGACGCCCUCAUCGGAAAUGUGCUUGCGGAGCUGGGGUUCGCGAAAACCGGUCGCAUGGCUCUCAAUGCAGCUGGCUUUCCCAACUCGACAACCUUCCAUACCGUCAACCGACAAUGUUCGAGCAGUCUACAGGCUAUCACGCAUAUUUCACACUCCAUCUUGGCUGGACAAAUCGAUGUCGGACUUGGUGGCGGUGUGGAAAGCAUGUCGCGGAACUAUGCGACACGAGGUAUUCCUGUAGAUGUGUCUGCAACUCUGAAGGAGUCGCCUGUAAAGGAUGCCCGGGACUGUAUUCUGCCUAUGCUGCAGACUUCGGAGAACGUCGCAUCGCGGUAUGGAAUUAGUCGGCGCGAGCAAGACGAGUUCGCAGCGGAAAGCCAGAAGCGGGCUAGUGAGGCACAGAAGGCGGGCAAAUUCAAUGCUGAAAUUGUGCCGAUUCGAGUCCGGCAUGUCAGUGAAGGUAUCGACGAGAUGACCUUCCAGGUUGUGGAGCGCGAUGAAGGCGUUCGCCAUGGAGCUACUGUUGAGAGGCUGUCAACUCUCAAGCCUGUUCUGGAAAAUGGUUCCAGUACAGCUGGAAACUCAUCACAAAUAUCUGACGGUGCAUCAAGUGCUAUUCUUGCGCGCCGGUCCUGGGCUGAAGCACAUGGCCUAUUGCCCAUUGCCCGUUUCGCCGGUACCCAGGUCGCUGGGUGUGCGCCGGAUGAGAUGGGAAUCGGUCCUAUCUUUGCUAUACGAAACUUGUACAAGUAUCUUGGCAUUGAGAACAAGGACGUCGACAUUGUGGAGAUGAAUGAGGCCUUUGCAAGUCAGUCGAUCUACUGCCUCCGAGAGCUAGGUAUCGACAUGGCCAAAGUCAAUCCAAAUGGUGGUGCUAUUGCCCUUGGACAUCCUGUUGGCGCGACUGGUGCCCGACAAGUUGCUACUCUUCUCGCGGAAUUGCAGCGACAGGAUAAGGAGAUGGGUAUUGUGAGCAUGUGUGCCAGGUUAGUCUUCCGUAUCUGUAUCCAUACCUCUUGGACUGACCACCUACUUCUAGUACUGGUAUAG